AUAGUAGUGUGGAGAAUCCUAUGACGAUUUAAAGAUUUUCAAUAGAGGGUCCAGUUUGUGCGUUCGCGUUUCAUUCGUUUGAUUCUUUUCAGAUUUCGUCACGACCUGUGGAAAUAGCCGCCGCUUUCUUGAGAUUUCGUCAUAUUGAAGGAGAGCACUCACUGAACACACACACACACAAUGUCUGCUGACGAGGCACAAGAGAAAGCAGUGGUAGAUGCUGGUCAAGAUUCCGAUGGAGAGGCAGAGGAGAAGGGUGGCUUCAAUAACUUCGUCAAUUCACCGGCCUUCCUGAGUGGCAUCAUGCGUCGACAGGUGCUUCAGUUGAUGGUUAAAUCACUGCCAGAACCCGUACAGAAGCGCAUUAAGGCACUGAAGAAUCUUCAAUUGGAAUAUUUUGACAUUGAGGCGAAAUUUUACGAGGAAGUGUAUGAGCUUGAGAAGAAGUACCAAGCUCUGUACAAUCCAAUUCUCGAGAAGAGGCGCAACAUUGUGGCCGGGACGUAUGAGCCAACGGGUAAGGAGGUGGAAUACCAAUCAGACCAUGAGGAUGAUGAUGAGAUAACGGAGAAAAUGAAGGAAUUGAGUGCAGAAUUUAAGGGUACAAAGCUCGAUUACCCGGCUGAUGUUAAAGGUAUUCCGGAUUUCUGGCUCAAAAUCUUCCGGAAUGUCACCCUCAUUUCGGACAUGGUGCAGGAACACGAUGAGGUGAUCCUGAAGAAGCUCAAAGAUGUGACAAUCAAGUAUGGGGAUGAGGGUAUGAGCUACACGCUGGAGUUCCAUUUUGAGCCCAAUGAGUACUUUACGAAUGAAGUUCUCACGAAGCAGUACUUCCUCAAGGCAGCCAUUGAGAAGGAUGACCCGUUCUCCUUUGAGGGCACAGAGAUUUACAAAUGCGUUGGGUGCGAGAUCAAUUGGAACAAAGGGAUGAACCUCACGGUGAAGACAAUCCGGAAGAAGCAGAAGCACAAGGCACGCGGAGCUGUGCGUACAAUCACCAAGGUGGUGCCCAAUGAUUCCUUCUUCAAUUUCUUCAGCCCACCCGAGGUGCCGGAGGAUGAUUCGAAGAUUGAUUCGGAGAAUGAGAAUCUCCUUGCGAGUGACUUCGAAAUUGGGCACUUCCUCCGUUCACGCGUUAUCCCCAAAGCGGUGCUCUACUACACGGGUGACGUGGUCGAUGAUGAUGAUGAUGAUCUGGAGGAGGAGGAGGAGGAAGAUGCUGAAGAGGAGGAUGACGAUCUCGAGGGGGAUUGUGAUAAGUACAUCGACAAAAUUGGGGGCUCCAAGAAGGAGAACCCACCGGAAUGUAAGCAGCAGUGAGGUGGCGCAAGCAGACGCACCAUCCCGGAGCUUUUAUGCUAAAAAUUUGUGGGUCAAUUUCUUUUCUUUUUCUCCUUUCUUCAUCAUUUAUUUCUUUUGUCUGUCAAAAUAAACGCGAUGCUUUGAAUUAACAUCACACAUUCCUGAUAAAAAAAAACCAACCCGGGAGAUUAUAGAAGCGUCUUUUUUUUUUCUUCCCCCCCUCAUGUCUAUCCACGCUCAUUUGUGGCUUAAUCAUUUGAAUUACAAUAAAUUUUCUUUUUUUUUUUUAAUUAUAAUCAAAAAUUCUCAAAGGAAAA
Lutzomyia longipalpis is the source of this 1619-nucleotide messenger RNA. It is a transcript of the gene Nap1, whose product is annotated as nucleosome assembly protein 1-like 1. Gene Ontology annotation, biological process: nucleosome assembly. The record is from RefSeq and is a predicted model, not a curated record. Gene Ontology annotation, molecular function: histone binding; chromatin binding. Gene Ontology annotation, cellular component: nucleus; chromatin. The transcript has 3 exons. Bases 181 to 1320 code for a protein of 379 amino acids. Lineage: Eukaryota; Metazoa; Arthropoda; Insecta; Diptera; Psychodidae.